AAAAGGGCCCAUAGUAAAACUGAAAGCUUGAAAUUUUUUGUUUUGACGUGAAGUUUAUUGGGAAAAGGUUAAGCAGGUUCAACAUCAACAACAAGACUGAUCUAGGUGUUUUCUUGGUUUUUUUUAUUAUUGUUUCAAUUGGAAUAUGUACUGGACACUGACGGUGCUCUCUUUGGCUUGUCUGUGGCUAGCUCACAGGCUUUACGUGCUAGCAAAGAUCCCAGUUCCAGAAUUGAUCAAAACGUUGAACAUCGACAUACCCAAGGCAUCAAAACUCUCUGUGGACAACAUCACUUGCUCAAAAGUUCACAUCCAUUGGGACUUGCCGCUACUGGAACACAAGAUCGUUAGCUUUGUGCUUUAUGUGAAUGGGAAACAGGCAUCAACGUUGAAUGGAAAUGUUUCUCAAUGCUGUCUAUCAAGUUUAUUCCCCAACACCAAAUACAAGAUUGAUUUGAUUUCAAUAAAUUCAAAUGGUUACAAGGCUAAAAGUGAGUCCAUAUUCAUCAAGACCAAGCCUGAGAAGUUGCAAGAUUACAAUAUUCUGCUGGAGAAUCCGGAGAAUUUGUUUAGACUGUUGACUGAUAAUCCUGAUGUUUCCACAGUGCACAAGUUGACAACGCCAUCAACAAUCACUUCAAAUGGCGAGGCAAGAGCCGCUGGAAGAUCCCGUUCCAAUACUGUCAACUCUGUCAACGGUAAUGGUACAACCGCUCCACAGACCAAUGGUCUUGCAUCUUAUGCUGCAUCAACUGCCACAAAUAAUAGUUUUUUACCAAAUCCUAAAUCAAUGGAUGAUAUUGAAGAAUUAAGAUACUAUUUGGAAUCAGGACAAGAAGAAUUGCACACUAUAUUGAACCAACAGACUCAAGCCUUGAAAGAUUUCAAAGAACAAGAGUACAUAUUGAUUGAAGAAAGAGACAAGUUGCGUGACCGGAAGAAGUUGGAAGAUACAAAUAGACAAGCAAUCAAGACUGAAAUGAAUCUACUAGAUGAUUCAAGAAGAUUGACUGAAUUGAAAAAGUCUAAACAAGAAAGCUCUUUAAUUGCAAAGAGGAAAAACAUUCAAAAAAUGGAGAGUGAUUUGAAUAAUUGGAAUUUGAAAAUUGAUGAAUUUGAAAAACAUAAAAAUGAUUUAACUGAAUCUGAAGAUAGAGUUCAUAGUGAAAUUGAUUCUGAUAUUGCUAUAAAAAAGUCUAAAAUCAAAGAGUUGCAAGAUGCCAUCUCCAAAAUUGAUGAAGAUAUCAAGGCAAUCAAUUCUAAAAAGAAGCAAAAAGAACAACUAAAACCUCAAUUUAUUAAAAUCUUCAAGACUUUAGGUGAUCACACUGAUAUAGGUGGCUGCUUAGAUAAAGAGGGAACAAAAACUUUAGAACAGUUGAAAUCAUUAGAUAUUGAGGUUCAUCAAAAAAUACAAAAGGAAAUUGAAUCUGAUGCAAGAUUAGAAGCUGAAUGGAGAGCUCAACAACAACGUGAAGUCAACAAUUGUUUAAGAAUUAGUGGUGUCAAAGAAGCUUUGAAGAGAGAAAAUGUCAACUUAAAAGUGGCUUUAAAUCCUUCAAGUUCUCAUAGUUCAACACCUCCAAGUGUUCAUUCGCAACCUUCAAAUUUGGUGGCAUCACAAAUACCACAACAUCAACAGAAUCAAUCUAGUCUACAUCAACCUCAACAAAGGGAUAUUUCACCACCAAAUCCAAAUGCUUUUCCAUUUGCAGUUCCUAAUGCAUUUAAUUAUAAUAAUGUUCAAAAUGGAAGUUCACCUUCAUUAAGCUCAUAUCAAGUUACUCAAAAUUCAACACCACCAGCAUUUACAUCAUCAUCUUUGUGGAAUACUUUCACCAUACCAAAUGGUUCCAACCAAGGGAAUUCUUCAGAUGGAUUUGCAUUUAAUACCACAUUACCAAACAAUGGAACAUUACAAAGACCUGAAUUUGAACCAGAAGUUGAUGAUUCUGAAGUUUUACCAAAUGCUGAAACUAGCGCUCAACAUUUACUUCCAAAAUAUUUAAUUGAUGAGGAUAAUGAUUUUAUGAACUUGGUUAAAGGUGUUCAAGGUGAUUUGUCUUUAGAAAACAGUUCAAACUCGAACCAUUUCCAACAAGGACCAAACUCUCAUUUUGGAAUGAACAAUGCAUUUAGUAAUGUCCAUAAUGAUUCAUCUGCAAAUUUAAGCACAAAGAGUAUUUUCCAUAAUGAAUUUGGCAUUCCUACACAACCAAGAUUUUCAUUAGAUAAUCCAUCAUCUCCACCUCAAUCAUUUAAUGCUGAAUUACUUUCAAAUCAAACUUCACCAUCAAAUGCAAAUAAUAAUGAUAUUCAUUCAGUAUUUUCUGGGAACCAUAACGAAUUGUUACAAAAUUCAUUCCAACCACAACCACCUACCCAAGUUGCUCAGCAAUCUUCCAAAGAUACCAAUCAUAUAAGUUCAUUUUCUCCAAGAAGACUGUCAAAUGUUUUCAGCUUUGGUAGAAGAAAUAAUGAUGUGAAUGACAAUCAGAAUAAUAAUACCAACGAACCACCAGCUUCUGCACCUUCAUUAUCAAAAUCUCAACAACAACAUAGCAAGUUUUUCAACAAAAAUGCAGUUACUAGCAAUGCCAAUAAUGGUGAUAUUACUGGUACACCUCAAAGUCAUGCUCAUAGUGGUUCAAACCCAUUAUUCACAUUUUCUCCAGAAGUUUCAAAUCAGAAAAAUUCAACUCCAUCAAAAUUUAUCUUGGAUUCUGUUUGGAAAAGUCCAGGUGAAAGUGAUAAUUCUCAUAAUAGAAAUGUUAGUAUGAAUUCAGCUCAUUCAAAUAAUACUAGUUUUGAAAAAGAACAAAGUUUUUCAAAGUUUUUCCCAGGUCCAUCUGUUCAAAAUAAUGAUUUCUUGACAGCACCAACAAAAGAGAGUCACAAUAAUAACAUUGGUUCAAAUGUAUCUUUCUCAUCUGAUGCCAUGUCUGAUCAUGUGAAUAUGGAAACUGGCGGUCCAAUCCAAUUAAGUGCAACAAACAAAUCAUCAAAUACAACUUCUAUAAAAUCAUUGAAAUCAUCUGCUGAUAAUGCAUCAAAUGUUAGUUCGUCUCCAUCAUUUUUCAGAAAGAAUAAAUUCCUGAUGAAUCCAUUUGGUGGUAAUAACAAUCAAGCCAACGAGUUGGGUAAUAAAUCACCUUCAAAGCAACAUUCAACAUUAUUUAGAACUUCAUCUCCAACUAAGAUUGAUGCUCAUAAUACUGAAGACUCGGAUAUUGAAGAAUUUCAUCCAGGUUCAAAUAACAAUUCUGCAACAACACCAAAGAGACUGUUUUCAAGAAAUCGUAAAAGUUCUUCAUCAAAUAUCAGAAAACAAUCAUUUGCAAGUUCCCAUAAUAAUGAUACUGAUUCAAACUAUAAUGCCACUGAUGGUUCAAUUCAAUCAACCAAUACAUCUGCAUCGAAUGGUAAAUCACUGGUUAAGAAAUUUUUUGGGAAGAAUAAAGGUGAACCAAAGGAAAAUGAUCUUGAUGAACAGAUAAUCGAGGAGGAUAUUGAAAAAUGAACAUUAAAAUGAAUGUAUAUACCAUAAUUUGCAUACUACUAUCAUGAUCUAUACAUCGAUC
Molecule: messenger RNA, 3581 nt
Organism: Hansenula anomala
Lineage: Eukaryota; Fungi; Ascomycota; Saccharomycetes; Phaffomycetales; Wickerhamomycetaceae
Gene: GTA1
Product: Gta1p
Exons: 1
Coding region: 146-3520 (1124 amino acids)
Molecular function (GO): protein binding
Source: RefSeq, a predicted model, not a curated record